Messenger RNA from Triplophysa rosa, 3241 nucleotides. It is a transcript of the gene popdc2, whose product is annotated as popeye domain containing 2. Gene Ontology annotation, cellular component: sarcolemma. The record is from RefSeq and is a predicted model, not a curated record. Bases 1979 to 3082 code for a protein of 367 amino acids. The transcript has 5 exons. Gene Ontology annotation, molecular function: cAMP binding. NCBI's taxonomy places the organism in Eukaryota, Metazoa, Chordata, Actinopteri, Cypriniformes, Nemacheilidae.
GGUCGUAGGGACGGACACACAUACCUCUGAAAUGUAUACCUGUAGGUUGCUUGGAGUAAUGACGUCUGCAUAGUGCAUGUUUUAGAGUAGAACAUAAAAUACCGGUUAAAAUUUUCAUUUACAUUUACACAUUUGGCAGAUGCUUUUAUCCGAAGCGACUUACAUUUACAUUUAUGCAUUUGGCAGACUUGCAUUGCAUUAUCCUAUACAUUUGUUUCUAAGUAUGUGCAAUCCCUGGGAUCGAAUCCAUGACCUUGGUAUCGGUAGCGCCAUGCUCUAACCACUGAGCUACAGGAAAGCCAUAUUCCACUUGUUAAAUGAUUAAUGUUGCAUUAAGUAGCAUUUGUUUCUUUAUAAACAAGCGUUUCCAUGUAAACACAUUCUUUUGUAAGGGUAUAGUGUAAUCCGUGUUUCACUUUCAGCGUUCUACUCUUAUGGCUUUUGAAUUCUCCACCAGCGUUUGGCUGGUGACAGCUGCACUUAACUAUGCACGCAGGCCUAAAAUAGAGCUGCUGCUCCCAGCACACUCCAAUCUGAGAUGUACCCCCAGAAGUGCUUUCAUUCUCCAUGUACACCUUGUGUGUGCUGAGCCAAUGCAGCUUAACUUGUGCGUGUUCAGUUAUUGAUCUUAUAGCCCAUAACAGUUAGUCACUACAGGAAUAACUUUCUUAUCAAGCACGAAAAGUGGUGUGUUUAUACAGGCAUUUUAAAGCAGCUUUACAUAAAGUAUGUGUCUAAAACUAUAAGGGUAAGCUAAAUGCUAGUUCUAAAUGAUCUAAUGAUAAUUAUAACAGUCUUGCUUGAUUUAUAUGCACAUAUGAAAAAGAUAGAAGAGAGCGCCACUUAUCUCUUCCUAACUGUCUCACACACACACAAACGCACACACACUUUCUGGCUCAAUGCCUUGUAUGGAUGUGGUUUGAAGUGUAACCACCACUUCCCUAUUUUGCUCAUAACUGGGGGUGUGAUUUCAGUUUUUUUACAACAGCGAGAAAGUGUAUCCAGGAAUGUGAGAACAUUUUCAUCAGUCUGAAGGAACCAUGCCAUGAUUUUAUUUAAUUCCACAUUUUCUAAUAAUAAAAACAAUUUAAAAUGAAGUAAAAAUAAUGUAAUCAUUAUAUAAUGUACAGUCUGUCCUGCACUCCAUUGUUAAGCAGCAGAAUGGUGCGGCACAUAACCAACAGUGUUGGGUAAGUUACUCUGAAAAAGUAAUUAAUUACUAGUUACUAAUUACAUAUUCAAUAGUGUAAUUAGAUUACUGUACAAAUUACUCUCUCCAAAAAGUAUUUAGUUACUUAUUACUAUUUACACAAAAUUUACAGAAUUACACAAAGUAUUUAGUUUAAUUACAUCAGAAGUAACUGUAAUUAAAUUACCGAAAAAAUAACAGUAAUCCCUUACUUUACUUUUUCAAGGGAAAAGUAAUUAAAUUACAGUAACUAUUUACUUAGUAACUAGUUACACCCAACACUGAUAACCAACUAACAGUUGCAGAGCCAAGUUAUGUGAAACUACAAACAGGAAUGUUCAGGCGGGGGAGGUAAACAGUGUUACAUGACCCCUCUGUCAGAUUCUUGAAAUAUGCCCCCCAUAGCCUAAGACCCACCUACUCUUACUUUAAAAGAGUCGGUAUACCAUUUAUUUGGGGAAACUUGUAGGUGGUGAUAUCAGGCAGAGGUUUCAUGGACACUGUACAUAAGUGAAAGCUUCUUUUAGUGUCACUUGUUAUCGUAAUCACUCUACCUCGCCAUCAUUGUGUUAUGUUAAGUAGUGGGUCUGCUCUCUGUCUGUCGCUCUUUCCUCCUUGGGUUUCAAUUCCAAACAUGGUUAUCCUUCUCAGGGUCUGUCCCCUGCCUGUCCCGUUCCGUGUUUCCAGCAGUUUUCAGUCCAGUGUGGAAGAGGGAACAGAACAGAGGGAAAUAAGACAGGGGCUGCUGAUAUAACAGGACAAGUGUUUGGAGAUAGCAAAGACAGAAACAUGAAUAGUGCCGACUCUUUAUUGGACAAUGUAAUAUACAAUCACACACUCUGUGAUGGAUGGACAAACAACACUGAAGGUGCCAUUUACCAUCUGGGCAACACCAUCCUUUUUCUGGGCUAUAUGGGCGGCAGCGGUGCGUAUGGGGCUCUGUACAUCUUCAGUUUCUUGAUUCCUGCCUUCCUAUGUCUGGCGAUGUGGGGCUGGCUGACGGUGUGUGGUCUGGAUGUUUUCAUGUGGAACCUGCUGCUGAUGCUGCAGUGUUUAGCCCAGGUGUGUCAUCUGAUUUUUCGGCUAAUGCAGGACGGUUUGUCCAGCGAGGAGCUUUCUGCGCUGUACACGGCAGUCUUUCUGCCGCUGGAUGUACCUGUGCAGGUGUUUAAAGAGAUCGCCACAGCCAGUGAAAACAAAGUGCUCUCUCUAGAGGCCGAAGAAACAUAUGCUGUGGAGGGGAAGACGCCUAUUGAUCAGUUAUCUUUCCUGCUUUCAGGCAGGAUUAGAGUGUCCUUAGAAGGCCAGUUUCUCCAUUAUAUCUUCCCUCAUCAGUUUCUUGACUCUCCAGAGUGGGAGUCUCUUAGACCAACAGAGGAGGGGAACUUCCAGGUGACACUAACCGCAGAGACGGACUGCCAAUACAUCUCUUGGCGACGACGUCGGCUUUACCUUCUGCUGUCCAAGGAUCGUUACAUUGCCCGACUUUUCUCUGUGAUGCUUGGAAGUGACAUUGCUGACAAACUCUACUCCCUCAAUGACAAACUGUUUGCCAAGAGCGGCGUACGCCUCGAUAUUCGUCUGCCCAGUCUCUACCACGUUCUUGCCCCCUCCCCACCGGGCAGUGAACGCGGCAGCGCAAGCUCACCUCCCAGGGGAAGCCAAGGAGACUCUACAGUUGUGAAUGUUGAUCCAGCACCUUCCAACCAAGCCUCAGAUGGAAGAACAUCUAAGCGGGAGCAGGGAAAGGCCCCUGCGUCCAAACUUCCACACCAGCUCACAGACACAGAAAUGCCCUCCGGUGAGGACUCAACCAGCUUGAUUCUGGAGGACUUUGCCGAUAUGACAGGCUCUUUAAUGGACUAUGGGAGUGAGAGGGAAUAUUUGAAGUAAAGAUUGGGGUGUUGAAGCUAACACAGGGCCACUUCUUAAGUCACAUAGAAUGAUACUCCUGGAGGUUUUCCGUUCCGAGUCCAAAGAAGAUGUGCUCCACUGGCCCCUACUGACACCCCUAAACUGUAGGAAAGGUUUCAGCGAUGUAUCAUGGGCAGU